Odontomachus brunneus is the source of this 1628-nucleotide messenger RNA. RefSeq lists its product as uncharacterized. The record is from RefSeq and is a predicted model, not a curated record. The coding region runs from base 215 to 1594 and encodes 459 amino acids. The transcript has 8 exons. NCBI's taxonomy places the organism in Eukaryota, Metazoa, Arthropoda, Insecta, Hymenoptera, Formicidae.
CAGUGCAAAUCCUCGACUAGUCAAUUCCUCUUUGAAGUACAGAAAGUGCAAUACAGUGCAGCUGAGAGAAGACUAACGACUAAUCGCAAGCGGACUUCGAGAGAAGAUUUCAAAUAAAAAGUCCCAGAGCCCGCCAUACUUGUAUUAAAAUAUAAAAGCGUAUCAGUAAUUCGUUUUACUUGUUAACAUACAAUCAUCUCUGCGGCGGUUAAUUAUGACUUCGAACGUGAAAAUAUUCGAAAUUACGGUACCAGAAAAGGACAAUCUUUGUUGUGCGAUCUGUAAGAUCCUGAAUCAAGAGAACGAAUCCCUAAUUUAUUCGGAUUUUUGCGCGAACAGAAUUAAGUGUCGACAAUUUCUUCAAGAAACUCCUCAGGCAAUGACCGCCCCAGUAACUAACCGGAAAAUACUCGCGGCCGGGGGUACUAUGAACAUCAUCGUCACGAAGGACUUCUUUGCGGACUACACGUUCCAGGAUCACUGUGACGCAUUGAACAUACAAGUGAUGGAUUUAUUGGAUCCUGUUCCGGCCGACGUUUACAGAGCGUGUCUCCUGUACACCGUGGAGUAUAGAUUGGCGCCGCGGUGGAACAAGGUCGGGCUCUACCUCGUCGAAGGACAAAAUUUCCUCAGCUUGACGGGAAGCGUCAACGCGAUAACGUUGAACAUCAAGGAGAUUCGCGGUAAUAGUGCUCGGCUUCAGGUGGAAGCCGUAAAUCUUAAAAUACCGUUCGUGAAACUGAACACGGCGCGUCCCUUGCAGCACGAUACGCAACUGAUGGUGCGUGUUUUACCGAGUAUGAAAAUGGCGAAUGUGUUGAGGAUCUCGAAGAUAAUCAAGAAGGAGCAUCCGUUCAAGGACUACGAGCACAUGUGCACAUAUUGGAGAGAAAUGCACGGUUACGUACUGCCAGACUGCGCGGAAGGAUCCUUAUUUUACGAUAUCAAGUUCGUCUAUUUCAAGUCAAGAGUCUUCCUAUAUCCUGAGACGUGUCUGACCUCGGGACCUCUGCACGUUCUCCCACCCUCGAUGGACCCGGUGCCUAUAAUUUACAGAUUCGCGGGAGAGUUAAGAAGUAGGGUGUCCAAACUGUGUGGCCAGCAACUGGACAUAUGUCCCGAAAACACGUACAGAGCGGCUCUUCAGGUUUGCACGCCAAUAGUACCAAAGACUGACAAGUUGUCAGGGUAUGACUCAGGAUACUGCACGAAAUCGAGAACCGUUAGCAACAUGGCGACGUCGCCGCUUUAUAUAGCUGAUACGUGCGGAAUUCCUACUAAACGGGCGCGAAUGUCGUUAACGAGGACCGAUGAUUCGUUCACGUGCGGCACUGAGUGCAGCGAUUUCGAUUUUGGGAUCAGUCCGAUGUGUUCCACGGACAGAUCACAACGACGUAAAAACGUUAGGAAUCUGUCGGCAAUAUUACACGACGUAGAUGACAUCAAAACGAUUGUGCCGAAAGACGAAAGAAAAUCGAGCUAUUUCGGAAACGAAGAAAUACGAUCUCGCGCGGACGAGACGACAGUCAAGGAAAAGGAGCCUAAGCAGAUAAGCUUGAAGGAAAAGCUGUUGAAAGCUAGAAGUGACGAAUAAAAAUAUGAAAUUUCCAAGAAAAGUUUUUCUUAUA